Molecule: messenger RNA, 4541 nt
Organism: Cheilinus undulatus (humphead wrasse)
Lineage: Eukaryota; Metazoa; Chordata; Actinopteri; Labriformes; Labridae
Gene: zdhhc5b
Product: zinc finger DHHC-type palmitoyltransferase 5b
Exons: 12
Coding region: 1428-3614 (728 amino acids)
Biological process (GO): protein palmitoylation
Molecular function (GO): palmitoyltransferase activity
Source: RefSeq, a predicted model, not a curated record
GUUCCGGGAUUCCGAUGUCGGCCUAGCGAGCUAACUAGUUAGCUAACGGCUAAUUCAAGGAGGACAGUAACAACCCACACCCUAAAGACUGGACAGCUUGCAUGUUCGAUACAAGGGCAUCCAUACUCACCGGAGAACCCGAGGGUGACAGAGAACCAGAGGACAAAUUGAACAAAAAAUUAAAAUGCAUCUGACUACUUGAUACCCCUGCUGCACAUGGCUUCUUUCAAGAGCUGCAAAAUGGGAACUGAGGUCUGUCCACAGAGAAUUUGGAGGUGGGAUAGGUCUCUUCACCCACACCUGGCGUACUGUGGCGACUCUUGGGCGAAAUACACAGGGCUUUUGUUUGGAAUGAGUUGAUUUUAUCCUCACAAAGACUGAGGGCAGGGGUCUCCAAAGAUCCAGAAGACUGCUUUUUUUUUAGCUGAACUAUUUGUGAGAGACAUUAUAAAACUUUAUUUUUCUUUUAGCAGAUUUUAAAAGGAAAUUCAACUGGAGUUUUUAGUUUGAUAUUAAGCAGCUCCCUACAGCUGGUUCAAAAGUAAUUUUUUUUUGGUUUUCAUCGUUUUUCCACUGCUGACUUAGUUUGAAACGCUGGAACUGUCCCUCCUGCCACCAUCCUCAGUUUCUUCCACCCACCCAGUGCCUAAAUAAGCCCUCUUGGGACAAUCACAGAAGUCAUCAGCAGCUGCUCCUCUCAAUCCUCUGCCUGUUCUCCUUUAUGUGCUUCUACUCUGGGCCUGCUGUCUUUCCACCCACUACCUCUUUCAUUUUCUUCUCUUUUCCUUAUAUAUAUUAUUUCUGAGUGAUAAAAAUCAGAAUUCAAGCACGGCAAUGAGCAUUAAUGUAAACACUUGACUUUAAGACUGGAGACAAACCUAACUUGCUCCUGUUGUGGUGUGUGUGAGUGUCUGUGCUUUUGUGUACAUUGACAGCUUUGUAAAGGCUGCACUGGUGCCAGUAAGCAACUGAAGAUUAGAUUUAUUUAUAUUCUUCCACCAAAAACGGUUACAAUAAGCCAUACAAAAAUAUUUAUGAAUUAUCUACACAUAUUUUUGUAUCACAUUGCUCUUGUAUAGUUUUGCUUUUAUAAACCUCUAUUAAGGAUAUGCACACAAAUUGAUUAUUUACAACAAAGAGUACAAAUGCAAGAAGAGCUGUAUAUCGCUGAAUUAGGAAGUAAUCCUCUAUUUGGAGUGAUUUCACCAGUGCCGUGAGACAUUUAGUGACUGUACACAGAGAAUCCCUCAUGUUGCUGCUGAGUGUCUGCUUUGCAUAGUGUUGGUUUUCUUUCCAGUCUGCAGUCAUGGCCCCUCCUAACAGACGGCCUACUCGCCAUUUUGGCUUGUAGAACACCCAUAGUAGUGGGUAGACAGUAGAUAUCUACCUCUCUCCCUCUGUCUUCCUCCCCUCUCUCGCUGUCUCUGAUGCCAGGCUUCAGUGGUGGGGGAGUUGGGGGAGGAGUAGGUGGCCCUGCUUCUGCUCCUCCCCGUCCGUUUCGGCCCAGUCGAUAUGUCCCUGUGUCUGCGGCCACCACGUUCCUUGUUGGAUCCACCACCCUUUUCUUCUGCUUCACGUGCCCAUGGUUGUCAGAGUAUUUCUCCUCUGUCAUUCCCAUUUACAUCGCUGUGAUCUUCCUCUUCACCCUUGCCAACUUCUGCAUGGCCACCUUCAUGGACCCUGGAGUCUUCCCCCGAGCGGAGGAAGAUGAGGAUAAAGAGGAUGAUUUCCGUGCUCCUCUCUAUAAGACAGUGGAGAUAAAAGGCAUCCAGGUGCGCAUGAAGUGGUGCUCAACCUGCCGCUUCUACCGACCGCCACGCUGCUCCCACUGCUCCGUCUGUGACAACUGUGUGGAGGAUUUUGACCAUCACUGUCCAUGGGUGAACAACUGCAUUGGCCGGAGGAAUUAUCGCUAUUUCUUCCUCUUCCUGAUCUCUCUCACAACCCACAUUGUGAACGUGUUUGGCUUUGGCCUUGUUUAUGUCCUGCACCACCGCCAGCAGCUGGACACGCCACAUGCUGCUGUAACUAUGGCUGUAAUGUGUGUGGCUGGUCUAUUUUUUGUCCCAGUUGCUGGCCUGACUGGGUUCCACAUAGUGUUAGUGGCCCGUGGUAGGACCACAAAUGAACAGGUGACAGGGAAGUUCCGGGGAGGCGUAAACCCUUUCACCAAUGGCUGCUUGAGGAAUAUUUCACAUGUGCUCUGUAGCUCCCAGGCCCCAAGAUACAUAGGCCGAUGGCGGAGCCACCAGGCAGUGGAAGUACAGCCACCAUUUCUUCGACCACCUCUCACUGAGGCACAGCUUGAAGCCAAGGUCCUGGACAACGGGAUCCAGAAUGACAGACACAGUACCAGGUCCAAGAGCAGUCUAGAUCAGAUGGAGAGCCAGUCAGCUGAUGCAGAGCCUCCACCUCCUCCAAAGCCGGAGCUUCGCUAUCCUGGCUUGCCUCGUGCUGACACGGAGGAGAGCAGCUUGCUGACUGAAGCUCCUCCUACACCGUCAAUGUUUAAAUAUCGACCACCUUACAACAGCCCUGGAAGAAACCACUCUGCCCUUGCACACCCAAACAAGAUGAUCCGUGGGGAGAGUCUCGACUCUCCGUCUCCCUCCAUUCUUCAGUCCAGUCGUCAGCCCAGCUACCGCUCGGAGCCGAGCAGCCUGGAUGGAGCCACAGUAGUGGGAGGAGGUGUAGGGGUGCGCAGAGGGGGAGGGGAUAGGGGUGAGGGCCCCGGAGGCCCUGGCGGGACUGCUGGUGGGAUGUCAGGGGGCAUGUCUGGUCACUCCCUGACUGGGCGCUCCUACACCUCCUACCCAUCCUCUCUGGUUCUGUCCACUGGCGGCUCUCGCUCCUCCAGUCUGCGCUCAGCGCACACGGCACAUAACCCCUUGGCCACGCUCCAAUCAGAGGGCACAACAGACACCAGCUACAAAAGCCUGGCCAACCAGACGCCUCGGAAUGGCAGCUUGUCCUAUGACAGCCUACUGACACCUUCCGAGAGCCCAGAGUUUGAGUCGGCCGCCCAUGAGCUGUCGCCACAGAAGCCUCGAGCUCUGUUUCCCACAACGACUAUAACAGGCCAGCCUGAGAUGGUGUCACCCAGUAGCCCGCUGCAGGGCUACACGUCGCCCUUCCUCUCAGCUCAGAUUGCCCAGCAGAGGGAGGGGCAGCUUCUCCAGGGCUCUGCCACUUUCUCCUCCCCCCACAGGGCCUACCUGCGUGCGGUCAGCCCACCCCCUCCCUCCUCCUCGGGGCAUCCUGAAUGCCAGCACCUGCUCCAUCAAAACCACGACCCCUCUUCCCGAGCCCCUCGAAACCCUUCCUCCUCAUCCUCUUCCCCUGGGGCUCGCUCACUAGAGCCCCCUGUCUCCCCACCACCCCGCGGGCUCUCCCUUGGCAAGUCCUAUUCUUACACAGGGGAGGUGGGGCCUCAGCACAAGCCUCGGAUAGCAGGAGGAGGCACUGUGCUGGGUGGGGGAGGAGCCGGGGGAGGGCAACAGGCUCCACAAUCCACCUCUCGCCCAGUCUUGGCCAAUCACACUGCAUCCAAACCAGGGGGCGGGGUGAAGAAGGUGACAGGUGUUGGAGGGACCACUUACGAGAUAUCGGUUUGAGUGACAGACAUCCUUCAUGGUCGAUCCCGAGAAGUGGGAGAAAAAGUCUCUGGACUACUUCGACUAAGCUGAGCUGGAUAUUAUUCAUGACUGCAGGACCCAGAGGAGCGACUCUUUUCCCCUGCCACAGACUAUGGGAGCAGGCCCGUGUGGUACUCAUUGUCUUUGUAAUGCCACUGGCCUCUCUUUUGUGUUAGCCUUUCAGAUCUGUACUAAGAGAAUGAGGGGACUACGGUUUAUUUUUCAAAGGAUCAAUUUGUCUCCAUUUAGCCACUUUGUGAGCCAUAGACUGAUGGGACUAUCAUCCCUGGGUACAGAAAUGUCAAUAGAACACGCUAUCCAAUGAUUUGCUGUUUUACUUUGGUACAUAGCACACAGAGUGUUGACCGCUGUGUUUGACACGGUUAAGGAAAAGAUGGCCUUUAUCCAUUUGAUGUAGAGAUUUAGAGGGUGGAUUCAGGACUGUUGACCAAUUGAAAGGUUUUCUUCUUCACUGUCUGAACGGACCACAUGAGCUGUUUAUCCAUAAGAAUCAUUAAGAGGAGAGUCCGACCUUUAAACACAGUAUCGUUUUAGUUUUAUAAAAUCUUUUUUAAGUAUUGUUUUAUAUAAAUGUAUGAAAUCUUGCAGAUUAUUAUUGGGUCAAAUUGUCAGGUAUUGAAGAUUAUGACUAUUGAUGAGGGUGGCAGAUGUACUGUGUGUAAUUAUUCAUGAAAGCGAUUUCAAAUCAGUUGCCUGUUUAUAUUAAAUGGCUGCAUCAGCCACUUGUGAGCUCUUGUUGGAGUUGACAUCGUCCAAAGAGAAAGAUGAUCCCUUAGUGGACAGCUUAAGUGGCAAAUAAUUGAGCUUCACUUUUUGAAAGCCACAAAGAAAUUUCUGAAUCGAGAUUUCAGCACAAACAUCUUUGUGGAAUGUACGCUUGUAAUG